GCGGGGGAGAAGCCGGAAGUCCCGAGAGCUCCGGCGGUAGAGAUGGAGGAGAGCGAGUACGAGUCUGUUCUCUGUGUCAAGCCAGAGGUCCAUGUCUACCGCAUCCCGCCGCGGGCCACCAACCGUGGUUACAGGGCCUCAGAAUGGCAACUGGACCAGCCAUCCUGGAGUGGCCGGCUGCGGAUCACUGCGAAAGGGAAGGUGGCCUACAUCAAGCUGGAGGACAGGACCUCUGGGGAGCUCUUUGCGCAGGCUCCAGUGGACCAGUUUCCCGGCACCGCUGUGGAGAGUGUGACAGACUCCAGCAGGUACUUCGUUAUCCGAAUUGAAGAUGGAAACGGGCGACGUGCUUUUAUUGGGAUUGGCUUUGGGGACCGAGGGGACGCCUUUGACUUCAACGUGGCAUUGCAGGACCAUUUCAAGUGGGUGAAGCAGCAGUGCGAGUUUGCAAAACAAGCUCAGAACCCAGAUGAAGGCCCCAAAUUGGACCUGGGCUUCAAGGAGGGCCAGACCAUCAAGAUCAACAUCGCAAACAUGAGAAAGAAGGAAGGAGCAGCUGGGGCCCCAAGAACCAGGCCUGCCAGCGCAGGAGGGCUGAGCCUGCUGCCCCCUCCUCCAGGGGGCAAGAUAUCUACACUCAUCCCUCCCUCUGGAGAGCAGUUGUCUGGGGGCUCUCUGGUUCAGCCAGCAGUUUCUGGUUCAGGAGGUGCCACAGAACUCUGGCCACAAUCUAAGCCUGCUGCCGCUGCCACUGCUGAUAUCUGGGGCGACUUCACCAAGUCUACAGGGUCCCCCUCCAGCCAGUCUCAGCCAGGCACUGGCUGGGUCCAGUUUUGACCUACGUAACCUUUUCCUCAGCCGACUUCUGGGAAGGAGCUGCGUCACCCUGGCCCACGGAAGGAGGCAGAUAGUCCUUCCUGGCUGGCCCCAGGCUCCUUGCCUGGCUGUCUUGACAGCCUGAGCACAAGAAGCAGUAAGUUGGCACUGUGCCACACUGUUGCUGGGGCUCGGGUGCUGCUCAGGCAGAAAACAGGAGCAAACACUCCAGGGCCCCCAAGCUCCUCACCCUCCCCACUGGAGACAACCAGACCUGCCUUCUUCCAUCCAGUGAUCCUUAUUAAACACAGCCCCCCCAAAGCCCAGAAUGGAUUGAAUUUGUGGCCUGGGUUCAGCUCUGCCUCUCGGGUUGGCAGGUGUCCCAGCUUUGCUGUUGGGCAGGGACUUCUGCACUCCGUCCACAGUAGCCUUUGUCAGGUACCUUCCAGAGGAGGCCUUCCUGAUUGCUAGCAAGUCUUUGAGCUGCAGCUCGAAUGGGCCGUCGGGGGACCCUGGAAGGAUUAAGCAGCUUUUUUGAAAAUGUUAAUACAUUACUCUGCUAAUAUGCUGACCUGCACUAACGCACCCCUGUGAGGACCCUCCGUGGCGAGGCCUCUGACACACCCUUCUCCCUGCCCUGAGCCCUGGAGGCAGCAGUGGGAGGGCAGCCUGCAUACCUGGUUUUAUGACUUCCAACCUCAGGUGAGGCAGGCUCUGGAAGCCAACUGCACAGUGUUGUGGGAAGUCGAAGCAUUACAGACUGGGCCAGGCUGCCUGUCCUCUGGCUCUGCUCUGGGCUCACAGGUUCAUGGUGGAGCUGGCCCACUUGCCUUUCCCUCCCGGGUGGCUUCUGGAAGAACAUACCUGUAGAUGCUUCCUUCCUUUCCUUCAGAGACUGUGACAGAGCUCUGUCAGCCGGAAGUGGCCACCAGGAGUAGUGGUUCAUAAGAAAUUACUGUCUCUUCAGUGAACUUCCUAGUUUCUUUAUAGACUUAACCUUCCCUUCAGUUAAAAGGUUUCUUUUAUGAAGGGUCAAGACUGCUGACCUUGUGGGACCAGAGUUCUAAAGAUGGAAAAAAAAAUAAAUGUUUUUACUUCUGUACUACA
Messenger RNA from Rattus rattus (black rat), 1923 nucleotides. It is a transcript of the gene Necap2, whose product is annotated as NECAP endocytosis associated 2. The record is from RefSeq and is a predicted model, not a curated record. Gene Ontology annotation, biological process: endocytosis. Gene Ontology annotation, cellular component: clathrin vesicle coat; membrane. Lineage: Eukaryota; Metazoa; Chordata; Mammalia; Rodentia; Muridae. The transcript has 8 exons. Bases 43 to 837 code for a protein of 264 amino acids.